This is a messenger RNA of Halichondria panicea, 2276 nucleotides long. RefSeq lists its product as uncharacterized. The coding region runs from base 9 to 2276 and encodes 755 amino acids. NCBI's taxonomy places the organism in Eukaryota, Metazoa, Porifera, Demospongiae, Suberitida, Halichondriidae. The record is from RefSeq and is a predicted model, not a curated record. The transcript has 8 exons.
UCAGACGUAUGUUUCUCUUGCAUGCAAUGAAGCUUCUUAUAGCUGUGGCUCUGUUGGUUGUUGGACUCUCUCCUUGCCCAGGCUUCAGUCAGACCAGUGAGGGCUCUGGACAGACCACUGAGGUAACAACUGAGGCACUAACUGAGGCACCAACUGGUGCAACAACUGAUGGAUCCCUUAGAAUUGACAGCGUCCUUAUCGAUUACAGCUAUGAGAAUGUCUACAUAUUCAUUUUCAUACUUGACAACCAGCUGUUUGAUCGUGAUGCACCGUGCUUUUUGAACCAACUUGUUUUCAGAAAUACAGACACAAAUGAAAUCUUCCAAUCAGAAUACCUGGGUAGUUGCAAUUACUUCGAUGGCUUUGUCAUUCGGAUCACUAUGAAUCCUAGAGAUCAUCUCAAGCUAAUUUUGGACGAGUUUAUUGACACUAACUCUACUACGCCCUUGGGUUUGGAAAUGUACACUGCAGAUAUGCUUGGAGCUCCGUUCCACCUUCAAAUAGAACCAGAUGACGCUGUUAAGUGUAACGUGACAUUGAACUUGUAUUCCGAUGUAAGGAUAAGUGACAUUGAUUAUUGGAUCGAUGAGGGGAUUCUUUUGAUUCAUUUCUAUACGUUCAUUGAUGUUGCGACUGUCAAUGCUAGCAAGCUAUCAUCACUCUCUCGCUCUUCUUAUUACCCUCGGGAUACAAACAAAACUGUUAACAUUAAUGGUGGUGAAAUACUGAACCAAUCGCCUGGCUUAACAUCAUCUGUGGCCAUUAAACUGACUUCUAGUGAUCACAAUCUUCUUGCAAGCAAAGGAAUAUGCACUAGUACUGGUAGUAGGAGAUUCAUUUACGACUGUUACCUUGGCAUAGAAUCGGGAUUUGCUGCUGCGUAUUAUGGAGCAGAAUUCAAUGGUGGUUAUCGUGUCUACGGUCAUUCUGUCUAUAAUAUUCGAAGAGCUGCCACAGAUUCUGAGGCAGUGACUAUGUCUAUUCAGCUGGAGUAUGUCGGUGGAUUGACUCUGAACUUAACCCUCGGUUUAGGUCAGCCAUUCAGUGUUCGCCGGUCAUAUUUGGCUAUGGACGAGAGGAUUAUCAGUGUGACGUGUACUAGCAGGGACACUAAUGAACAUGUGAACCCCAUGCUGGAGAUUGACAAUGGUGCAGUGCCUAUUCCACCUAACUACAUCCAGAAUGAUUGGCCCAGCUUUACCACCUUGAAUGCACCCAGGGGGCUAGCUGAGUCUGGUUUACAAGGUUACUACACGUGCAAGACAGAGGGAAACACUUUCCUCAGUCCUCACCUUCUGCAUUCCAAUGGUGUUUACAUAUUUUUCUACCAAGGAGCCUCUGCUACAGCUGAUGUGCAUGAAGACAUUGUACUCCGCUUUGCACAUGAUGACUUGUAUGACAGUCAGUUUUCAAAUUUUGGCAAUCGGUUCUAUGUUCUUAAUGCUGCUGACAGAUAUAACGAGGUACCUUUUGAGUACCGUUUCGAAACAAACACACCAUUUCCGUACCAUGCUGAGCUGCACAUCAACAGGACCCGGUUUGAUUAUGAGGGAGAGUACUUCAUCGCAUACGAUUAUUAUUCUUUACGCCCACAUUUUAUUAUUGAUGUCAACGAACCUGAACUCACUCUCUACCCACCGGUCUUGACUGUACUCAGCUCUGACCCUCCCGAUACAACCGCCUCUCUCACUUGUACCUCUGACAACACAAAUGUUCCUGUGCUGUUCUCCGGAGAUCACACCUCACUGGGUAUCACGACUACCUACCUGGAUGACACCAACAGCUCUGUGAGAUUGGACUUUGAACUGGACAAAGACCUCAUUGAAGUGCUAGAUGGAAUGGAGUUUACCUGUGAGGCCAGAGAUCCAGAUGAUUUAAAUUCCACUGUGUCAACGGCUAGCUCCACCUUCAGGAAAGUAUCAGCUCCUCUGUCUCUAUUUGCGAUUAAGCCUGACAGUGAUCGCAAGCAAGUUAUGGAUGGUGCGAUGAUCAAUACAGCCAGCUCAUUUGAAUGCCUGUGGCAUAUCAAUCCUACAAGAACGGAUAUCAAGUCCAUCCCUGGGACAUUGCUCUGGAGAACCAACCACUUGGAGACAAAAGUAGAAAUGGAGUUCACUUUAGACGCUAGUAGUAAAGAUUUUAUAGUCACUACACUCGAGAAUGGUAUCACUCUGAAUAUUCUCGGUGAUUUCCUUGGAAGUGUUUCGUGUAUCUAUGGCGAUGACAGUGUAAAUAUCAACGUUGCCACCAAAGUCAGUCGUAAUAGAACUAUAUAG